Molecule: messenger RNA, 411 nt
Organism: Penicillium vulpinum
Lineage: Eukaryota; Fungi; Ascomycota; Eurotiomycetes; Eurotiales; Aspergillaceae
Product: GFA family protein
Exons: 2
Coding region: 1-411 (136 amino acids)
Molecular function (GO): carbon-sulfur lyase activity
Source: RefSeq, a predicted model, not a curated record
AUGCCAUUCCCACCUAUCCCCACUGGUGAGAGCAGCUCCCACUCCGGCAAUUGUCAUUGCGGUGCCGUGCGGUUCAACUUCACAUUAUCCCCGCCUCUACAUGAAUACCCCACCAAUAGCUGCAACUGUUCCAUCUGCACAAAGAACGGCUACUUGCUGGUGUAUCCGUUCACCAAGGAUUUUACCAUCGAAAAAGGCGAGGGUGCGCUAAAAGAUUAUUGUUUUGCCGAGCACAAGUCGAAGCACCAAUUCUGCGGGGAAUGUGGAAGUAGUUGCUUCAUCCGUCUUCUCGAAGAGGGAGCCCCACCGAUCACUGUCGUUAAUGUCCGACUACUGCGCGACUUUGAUAUUGAGAAACUGAAUAUCAACAAGGUUGAUGGAAGGUCGGUCGGGCAAGAGUACAAAGUCUAG